Molecule: messenger RNA, 2269 nt
Organism: Tupaia belangeri chinensis (Chinese tree shrew)
Lineage: Eukaryota; Metazoa; Chordata; Mammalia; Scandentia; Tupaiidae
Gene: RGS16
Product: regulator of G protein signaling 16
Exons: 5
Coding region: 134-742 (202 amino acids)
Source: RefSeq, a predicted model, not a curated record
CUGGAGUGCAAGCUGAAAACUCCAUCCUUGCAGUUCAGUUCCUGCAGCGGUCGCUCCUCUGCCUAUUGCUCUCACCGAGACCCCCGAGUCCGCCACCAUACUCCCCACUACGUGCUGCCCUGCGCCUGCAGCCAUGUGCCGCACGCUGACCGCCUUCCCCACUGCCUGCCUGGAGAGAGCCAAAGAGUUCAAGACUCGGCUGGGAAUCUUUCUUCACAAAUCAGAACUGGGCUCCGAUCCUGCGAGCGUUGGCAAGUUCGAGCGGGGCAGUAAACACAGCAAAGAAGGUAGAAACUUCUCAGAAGAUGUGCUCGGGUGGAGAGAAUCGUUCGACUUGCUGCUGAGCAGUAAAAAUGGAGUGGCUGCCUUCCAUGCCUUCCUGAAGACAGAGUUCAGUGAGGAGAACCUGGAGUUCUGGCUAGCUUGCGAGGAGUUCAAGAAGAUCCGGUCAGCUGCCAAGCUGGCUUCCAGGGCUCAGCGGAUCUUUGAGGAGUUCAUUAUCAGCGAAGCCCCUAAAGAGGUGAACAUAGACCAUGAGACCCGGGAGCUGACCAGGACGAACCUGCAGGCCGCCACGGCCACGUGCUUCGAUGUGGCUCAGGGGAAGACACGCACCCUUAUGGAGAAGGACUCCUAUCCUCGCUUCCUCAAAUCGCCUGCCUACCAGGACUUAGCCACCCAAGCUGUGGCUACCUCGGCCUCCCCGUCCAGCUGCAGCGUGGCUGAGCCCUUCCACACCUGAACCUCUUGGCAGUGAGGAAGCCUGCGGGAAGAGGUCGAGUCCCCCAUCCCUGAGGCGGCACCCCUGCGUGGAGGCAGGUUCUGCAAGGACGUGCAAGAGGACAGUGAAGAGCAUGGCAUUCUGGUGGCCUUUGGGAAGCAGCACCUUCUCCAGAUGCAGAGGGACUUGAUUCCAUGCAUUGAAGGGUCCUCACUCCGGGCCCUGUGGGUGGACGAGGACUCACGAUCAGAGUGUGCGGGGCUCUUUGGGAAAGGGAGGUGGUGCAGGAGUUAGCGUGGGCUCUGGGCCUCCCUGGGGCAGGAACGAGUCCAGGAAGGUCAGGGAAAUGUGUGGAUAAAGGGCAACCUGAGGAUGAGAGGCUCUCUCCACAGCCCACGUUCCCAAUUCCCAGAAUUCCCAGACAGUGUGAGCACAGAAGGGGGUGCCCACCUCACCUGCCCCUGGGCUGCCUCAGGUUCCCUUAGCUUGUGCUUUUUAACACUCCCGUGUGUCCAGCCUCGAAGUCUUGUCAGGGCCAGUAAGCUGGUGUGACUCUUGUCCCAAAUGAGACAAAAACUGGCCUUGGAGGCCUUUCGGUUCCAGCCGAGAGUCUCAGAGUGUCACCUGGGAAGUCAGUUUCGGUUCUCUUAGUGACCUGUGUUCACAGUGUAGUCCACCUGUGAGCAGAGCUCCCCAGAGGCCCUGGCUGGGAUGUGUCUUCCCUGCUCCCCAUGGUGGGGGGGGGACCUCGGGGAGUGGCUGACUCAGCUCUCAUGCCCAGCAGCAGGGGUGGGAGGAAAGGGUAUAAGACCCAAUGUCUUCACAGUUCUCCAAGGUCCUGAGAUCAAGCCAAUAAUUUUUUGUGCGUCUGAGAACAGGGACAAUGAGAUGCCUUAGGGUGGACAGGGAGCCUCGUGUUUCUUUCCUGUGAACACGAGAUGCACCACGAGGGUGUUGGGAGAAAUGGGACAGGGACGACGAUGGCCCCUGGACAGGAUGUGGAAACUGGGAGUAUAACUGGGAACAGGCUGCUUGGAAGGUCAGGAUUGGGGGGGUCCUCCCCUGCCUGUCACCGCAGGGCCUUACUGAACAAAUGUGCCACAGUGGGACUCACUGUGCAGCCCCCGGGGGUGCAGGAGCCAGCGGCCCCUGGUGCCCCCCCAGAUGAUCACACUAUGCUCUGCACCCUGAGCCCCUCCAGGAGAAACUUAUUUAAGUGUAGCAUACUGGUUUGUGCUGAUUGUCACAGCAUGUUAUUUUUGUAAUUGUUGUUGGCGUUGCUGUUAUUUAUUAUUGUAAUUUCACUUUGCCUCUACUGGAGAGCCUCGGCAGGGGUUGCAGCCUGACUGUCUCCCUCUCUCCCCCAGACUCUACCUCUGAAUGUGCUGGGAACCUCUUAGAGCCUGUCAGGGACUCCUCACUGUUUAAAUAUUUAUUUAUUGUUGAUAAGUGGAGCUGGUUUCCUAGAUAUGAAUGAUGUAUGCAACUCCUGGUUUUCUGUGAAAGCAUGUUAUAUUCUUGUUAAAUAAAAACAAAACCCGAGUAUGA